AUGGCAGGAAAGCCUCUCCGUCUGGCCAUGAACGUAGGCAAAACCUUGGCUCUUAGUCAUGUCAUGAUGGAAUAUGGCUUCUUCAUGGGCCCAGCAUCGGGACCGUCCAUGCUUCCAACAUUUCAAGUGGCAGGCGAAUCAAUUCUAGUCGAUCAUCGUUAUCGUUACGGUCGCAACGUACUUGUUGGCGAUUUAGUUCACUUCAAGAUUCCAAUCUUCCCAGAAUCCGAUGGCAUCAAACGCGUGAUAGGUAUGCCUGGCGACUACGUUAUGCUAGGCAGCCCUGAUGCAGAGAAGCAGAAGAUGAUACAGGUUCCUCAGGGUCAUUGCUGGGUUGUGGGUGAUAAUCUCGAAGCAUCGAGAGAUUCGCGAUUGUAUGGCCCAGUGCCUUUGGCUCUGAUCAGGGGAAAAGCUGUCAAUAAGCCAUGGUGGCUAUCGCUUCUCUCCCCUGGAGGGACAGCUGAGAACGGGCUUCGCGAUGUCUAA
Colletotrichum abscissum is the source of this 486-nucleotide messenger RNA. RefSeq lists its product as uncharacterized. Gene Ontology annotation, cellular component: membrane; mitochondrial inner membrane peptidase complex. The transcript has 2 exons. Lineage: Eukaryota; Fungi; Ascomycota; Sordariomycetes; Glomerellales; Glomerellaceae. Gene Ontology annotation, molecular function: serine-type endopeptidase activity. The record is from RefSeq and is a predicted model, not a curated record. The coding region runs from base 1 to 486 and encodes 161 amino acids.